UGAGAUUCCCCGCAGGCGGCCCUCCACAGGCCUCCCCUCUGGCCUUGAAGGCUCUGCUUGUCUUCUCAUCCCGGGAGGAGGGCAAGGCCAUGGGUCUGGCCCUGCUGCUGCCCCUGCUGCUGCCCCUGGCAUCUCUGCAGGCGGGUCACUGGGCAGAACCCAAUCCAAACACUGACUUUGGGAUGAACCAACCGAAGAAACUCUCAGCCCCCAAGGGUGGCUCCGUCCACAUCCCCUUCUCCUUCUAUUACUCCUGGGAAUCAGCCAAGGUUCCCAACGUGAGAAUAUCCUGGAGAUGGAAACACUUCCAUGGGGAGUUGAUCUACAAGACGACUCCGCUGUUCAUCCAUAAGGAUUUCAAGGACCGGCUCCUCCUGAACUGGACAAAGGGCAGGGAGCACGGCUCCCUCCAGAUCUCGAAACUGCGGAAGGAGGAUGAGUCUACGUACUUCUGCCAGGUGCAGGUGGACACACAGAGAAUAGGCAAGCAGAUGUGGCAGUCCAUCGAGGGAACCACACUCACCGUCAUCCCCAGUGAGUCCAGCUGUCCUGCCUGA
Physeter macrocephalus (sperm whale) is the source of this 557-nucleotide messenger RNA. RefSeq names its product paired immunoglobulin-like type 2 receptor beta. The record is from RefSeq and is a predicted model, not a curated record. Bases 90 to 557 code for a protein of 155 amino acids. The transcript is spliced from 2 exons. Gene Ontology annotation, molecular function: MHC class I protein binding. NCBI's taxonomy places the organism in Eukaryota, Metazoa, Chordata, Mammalia, Artiodactyla, Physeteridae.